This is a messenger RNA of Sphenostylis stenocarpa, 411 nucleotides long. The record is from the annotation of a GenBank genome assembly. Lineage: Eukaryota; Viridiplantae; Streptophyta; Magnoliopsida; Fabales; Fabaceae.
AUGGAUGGUACUAUUGUUGUUGCUCCGGUGAAGAAAGGAAAAAGGAAAAGAAGAAAGAAGGUGGGUGUGGAGAGGAGAGCUGAGAGUGACCUUGUUGAAGUGGAAGUGAAGCGCCACGUGUUGGGUCAUAUGCAAAUCAAUAUCCACACACUAAUAACUCCCGCGAGACCCUUAUUUAUCCUUAGUAACACACCAUCUAUGGUAUUUAUGUGUCUGAGCUCUACAAGAAACUCCAUCGUCAACAAAUACCCAAGACACGAACCUGAAACGUCAUCCAUGGAGUGUUGCUUCAAAGUAGUGAGCAAAGAUGGUCCAAAAACUUUCCAGGAUCAUUUCAAGCGCCCAAUUGUAUUUGGCGGACUGCUAAUUGAUUUAGGAACUAAGGACACAGGUACACAUUACCUCGAAUAG